AUGAAAUAUUGUUUCAAAGUGAAAGGGGUCCUACUUGUAUGCGUGUAUUUGCUUCAUACAAUUGUAGACUCAAAAAAUGUUUUCACUGAUCAAAGCCAAUUUGUGAGAAAAAAGUACCACCAGUUGAGAGGGGUGUGUUUGCAUUUCCUUCUUUCCACUACAUGUAACAAUGUCGCUAGUGAUAAAUAUGCUCUAAGGAGGGUAUGGUCGCCUGCCAAAUUGUGCAACCGUGCCAAGUGCAGCAAGAAGAGGCAGAUAACGCACGUCAGAUCUGGUAGAAAUAGUAACCAAUAUGAUGAUGAUGCAUUCCAAAGGGGAAACAUCGUGAGCAAUAAAAAAAUGAAGUUAAUAAUUCGUCAACUGAAUAGAACCAAGUGGUACGACUUCAAAUUUUUUUCCCCAGCAAAAGUUAAUUUAUUUUUAAGAUUAAAGGAAAAAAAGGAGACCCACAAUGAAUUAUCCACUCUGAUGCAUGCGAUAAAUUUAGGCGAUGAUAUUUUUGUAACUUCUUUGAGUAAGGAGGACCAAAGGAAGUUAACAGAGCUGCUAUUUCCAUGCGAGUCUGGUGAUUUCUUAACCAUAAAGAAGGAUGAAGAGUACGAGGUGAGGAACAAAAAUGAGGAGAUGAAUCCAGGAGGGAAAGACGAAGACACGAGGUAUUAUUACAACCAUUACCCCCUAAAUGACAAUAACAUAAUUGCAAAGGUGUUGAGACGAUACAGGGAAGAACUACAGAUACGGGACAAUGUCAAAUUUUUAAUUCAUGUGGUGAAACGCACUCCCAUUUUUAGUGGAAUAGGAGGAGGGUCGUCUAAUGGAGCUUCCGUUUUUUAUUUCUUGGAAAAAUAUUACUAUAAAUACUUAAAAUCGAAUCAGUUAAGGAACGAAUUUUUAAAAAAAAUAGGCAGCGACAUAUCCUUUUUUGGCAGCUCCGGUUUUGCCUACUGUACUGGCAAGGGCAAUCAUGUCAUCGAUUUAAGUGAUGCCCAGGCAAUGAUUUCGGGGCGCAGAAUAUAUAUUUUUCAAAUCAGCGAGGGACUCUCCUCUAGGAUGGUCUAUCAAAAUGUUGAUUAUGACCAGAUAGUGCAAUAUAACCCUGUGAGUUUGUUACAACAGUUCAUAGUUGACGCGGAGAGGUGUAAUAUCGUCAAGGACGUGGAAGAAGCGGAGCGCAGUUAUUUGAGGCGAUUCGUACCGCUGGACGGGACAUCUCUAAGGAAUAGUUUUAUAAACGACCUGGAAGACUCUGCGUUUGUUUUGCUUAAGAAGGUGAAAUAUUUGAAGGACCUUCUACUGAAUCAAAACAUUUUCGAUGCUGUAACGAUGAGUGGAAGCGGCUCAUCGUUAUUUGCACUGACAAAAAAGAAUAUGAGUUUAGAGGAGGAGAAGAUGCACAUGAAAAAUUUGAUAAAACAAGUUCGGGAAAAGUUGCAUGUACCUGUAAAGGUGUAUUUGUGUAGCACUUUAAGGAAGACUGAGCAUCUGUGGUAUAGGCCGACCCAACUCGCGGAGAGGGUAACCUAG
Messenger RNA from Plasmodium inui San Antonio 1, 1524 nucleotides. Its product is annotated as 4-diphosphocytidyl-2-C-methyl-D-erythritol kinase. Gene Ontology annotation, biological process: terpenoid biosynthetic process. NCBI's taxonomy places the organism in Eukaryota, Apicomplexa, Aconoidasida, Haemosporida, Plasmodiidae. The transcript has a single exon. The coding region runs from base 1 to 1524 and encodes 507 amino acids. The record is from RefSeq and is a predicted model, not a curated record. Gene Ontology annotation, molecular function: 4-(cytidine 5'-diphospho)-2-C-methyl-D-erythritol kinase activity.